Durusdinium trenchii is the source of this 1594-nucleotide messenger RNA. The record is from the annotation of a GenBank genome assembly. Lineage: Eukaryota; Dinophyceae; Suessiales; Symbiodiniaceae.
AUGGCAGAAAACUUGGAUGAAGAGGCUCUCAACACUCUUUGUGCCGCUUUGCCGUUCUAUGUCGACCUGGAUGAGAUUGUGGUGAAUGGCAACGUAUUGCCAAGGAAUGCAGCUGUGGCAGUUGCCAAUACCAAUGCUCGCUCCUUUCAGAUGGAGUCAUGCGGGCUCAAAGAUGACGAUGUCGAAGACAUUGUGGCCAGCUUGCUUCAUUGCAACAAAGUAGAGGAACUCAGGCUUGCGCGCAACGACAUCGGGCACAGAGGCCUCCAAGCCUUACGAGAGCUGAAGAAAGCGAAGCCGGAUUUGUACAUCGAUCUUCAACUAGAAGAAGAAGAAGAAGAUGAAGGAGAUGGAUUGCCACACCAAGAAGGUCCGCUGGGUGACAGGCCCCUGGACCAGACAGCCCAAGCUGAUGCACCAGCAGGCUUAGGUGCGGAAGCCGAAGGCCUGGCCGAGGACGACCAUCGAGGACGUCUGAGCCAGCGAGGUCUGGGCCUUGCUGAGUUCGGCAAGGACAUAGUGAAAGAAGCUGAUGAGGUGGAAGCGAAGUUCCGGUCCACCUUCGGGCAUGUGGAGCGUCUGACGCGACAGAGAUGGGUCGAUGUUUUGACAACGGCUGGUAUUGCAUUUGAAGAUGCCAACGUUCUGCUGAAGGACUGCGACCAGCACAUCAGUGUAGCAAGCUUCUUCGACUUGCUCCGGGGCAAGACUGCUAUACCUGAGGCCAAUUCAACUCUGCGCGAUCAGGUGGAGGCGCCCUUCAUGUCCACCGGACUGGGGCUCGAUGGGCUCUUCACGCAGCAGAGAUGGAUCGGCAUUUUGACGGCCAUCGGAUGUCGACCGGAAGACGCACGGAUCUUGCUCAAGGACUGGGAGCCGGCAGAGUACAUCAGUGUUCGAAGCUUCUGCGACCUCCUUUGCAAGCCAGUCGUGCCUGAGGCAGAUGGUCCAGCUUUCAGUGGCCUUUGUGUGGAGAGCAGCGAGUGUUGAUCGAAGAAACCAAGGAAUUGAUCUACAUGCUUACGUGUGCAGGCUGUGAUAAGGUUCACUUGGCCUCAUGGUUGUGUCCUGCACUUGUCUCAAGCUGACAUAUUGUGCGUUGAACUUGCUACUUGCUCACUCAACCUUUUACUGGUAGCAGGUUGUUCUUGUAUACUGUAUGUUCCUUCUAUAGUAUUGACUCUAUGACUGCAUGACCCUGUCAAUGUGAUUUACGGUUUCUGUCUUUGCUGCCUUCUCCUGCAAUAUGUUUCAACCCUGUUCUUUUGGCCCAAUCCUUUUUGUGUGGCCGAUGCAAGCAUUUGUUCAAGCCACUCCAGACUGUUAAUUACGUAUACACACUCACUUUGCUUUUGUCAUGCAGUGGUACUGCUUGGGGUCUCUUGUUCGAGCUCUCGUCAAGCGAAGAAACCCUCUCCCUUAGCAGAACAGUGUCGGAUGUUUCUCCCUUCUUCGGAGUUGCGAAGGUUUUGCCAUGUGGAUCUACUCAUCGACCCUACUCCAACCCUUUCAGUCCCUCCCAGGGGCUCCGCAAGUCGGAAGGAUGCGACAAUCGGACACGGGACACACGGGACACACGGGACACACGGGACAC